Molecule: messenger RNA, 1321 nt
Organism: Talaromyces stipitatus ATCC 10500
Lineage: Eukaryota; Fungi; Ascomycota; Eurotiomycetes; Eurotiales; Trichocomaceae
Product: O-methyltransferase, putative
Exons: 5
Coding region: 1-1302 (433 amino acids)
Molecular function (GO): O-methyltransferase activity
Source: RefSeq, a predicted model, not a curated record
AUGGAAGGCAUGACUAUCGAUCAGCUAGCCAGCGAUAUCUUAUCAGAAUGCACCCUUAUGCAGAGAUACUGCCAAACCACUGGAAUUGCAUUGCCGUCUUUAUUGGCAGGUGCUACUCCUGAUUUCUGGUCGACAGACUCCCCCCAAGAAUUAAUUGCGGCUCGAACAAGAACGCUUGGCUUAUUAGAAAGAAUUACUACAUUGCUUAGGGGACCUCAUGACUUCAUCCAUGAAUAUGUAGCAUCUAAUUGGGAUCAAGGAGCGCUGUACGUGUUUCUACGCACAAGACUCUUGGAGCAUAUUGCUGUACUUGGAGGGGAAGCCAACAUAGGCAAUCUUGCUACAGCUUCAGGGGUCCCUGAAGACAAGCUGAUCCGCAUUCUUGGUCUACUGUGCUGCAAGAAUAUUGUCCGCCAGUCAGAUAAUGGCAUUUACGCCCUUACAGCCAUCUCAGAGGACAUGAUCCAAGACCCAGAUUUUCGGGCCUGGGUUGAAUUUCAACUGUUUGAGACUCGUAUAGCUAGUGUUCAUCUAGCCGAUGCACUUGAGUCGAAGCCGAACACCUAUACGGAUGGCAAAUCGGCUUUCAAGCAAGGAUUUGGCGUUGAGAUGUAUGAAUGGCAUACCUCGCAUCCUGAGGAAGGGGACCGAUUCCGUCGAGCAAUGAAAGGAGUAUCCAACUCUCUGGAUCCUGCGGAUUCCCUAAUUCGAACAUGGAUCAAGAACCGCCCUUCUUCAAAUCUCACCAAAGUUGUGGAGAUUGGUGGACGAUAUGGUUUCGCCUCGACGACUCUUGUCAGGGAGAAAGAAGACCUUUCGUUUGAGUUGAGAUGUGACUCCGAAGAAUUCCUGCGUCGCGGUCAGGCCUUGGUAGAUCCUCGCUCUAUGAGUCGUAUCUCUUUUACUCAUCUUACCUCAAACUUCGAGCCUCCACCACCGAGCGACGCCAACACUGUUUGUGCAUAUGUCAUUCGCAACCUUUUCUGGAACUGGACGGAUGAUGAAGCAGUCAGACUUCUUCAACAAUUGGCCCAAAUCUUGCAUGGUAGCCCAUGGACGCAUAUCAUUGUUACGGACGGUGUAUCGCCACUACCAGGAGAAUUUCCUCCACAUGUGGAAAUCUCAUACCGACGACGCGACAUAACAACCAUGACAAUGCACAAUGUGAAACAGAGAAGCCAAGAGGAGUGGUUGAAACUGUUCUCACGUGUGGACCCUGCUUUGAAGAUAACGACGCACUUCGAGAGCAGUUCACAUGUAUGCAAAGGUCUCUGGGAGCUUCGCUUGGAGACAGGCGAGUAGCUGAUAUCACAUCUUUACA